Molecule: messenger RNA, 329 nt
Organism: Nanorana parkeri
Lineage: Eukaryota; Metazoa; Chordata; Amphibia; Anura; Dicroglossidae
Product: xaa-Pro aminopeptidase 2-like
Exons: 3
Coding region: 69-329 (86 amino acids)
Source: RefSeq, a predicted model, not a curated record
CUGAGGAAGAUCCAGGAAUUGUUCUCUGCUUCUCUGCAGACCUCGGCGAAGGCUGAAGGGGGAACAUCAUGGGGCUCCUGUGGAUGGUGGGACUCUGGACCGUUCUCCAUUGUGGAUACACUGCCGGUAUUCCCAAGGAGCCCCGAGACAUAACCAUGAGGGACUGCUCUGCAAAUCCUCCGUAUAUUCCACCCACUGCAAAGAUUUCUACAGAAGACCUGAACAAACUCCGCCAGGAAAUGAGAAACCACAACAUCAGCGCUUACAUCAUCCCUCCGACUGACCCCCACCUGGUGAGAAGAAUAAUGUCCUUCUUCCUAAUAACCUGA